Chinchilla lanigera (long-tailed chinchilla) is the source of this 630-nucleotide messenger RNA. RefSeq names its product translation initiation factor IF-2-like. The transcript is spliced from 3 exons. The record is from RefSeq and is a predicted model, not a curated record. The coding region runs from base 59 to 619 and encodes 186 amino acids. Lineage: Eukaryota; Metazoa; Chordata; Mammalia; Rodentia; Chinchillidae.
CUCCUGCCUCAGCCUCCCAGAGUGCUGGGAUGACAGGUGUGCACCAUGCCCCAGUUCCAUGGCUUUCCGACGUUGCUCCAGGAUGCUGGCAUUUGGAAGCACAGUGGGAGCAGCUCUGCCCCCUAGUGGUUUCUCUGUACACUCAGGCACUCCAGUGUCUCCACAGUCCCUGAUCAGAACCCAGCCAGGACCUGACCCCGCCCAGGGGCCUGGCUCACGUCUCCAAGUGCCCCUUGCAGCACAGGCCCCGCCUUCCGGUGAUGAUGGCCCCAGUUCCACUGAGACCCUGGCUGCGGGGUCCAGAACUCUCCCGCUGGGCCGCUCCGAAGGUCUUGUACGCAGAUACCCCGGGAGGGAGACACACGCAGGACCAAGUCAUCACGGGGGUGAGGCAGCAGCUCCGGAGCUCACACACCCGUCAGAGGCGCCUCGUGAGCGGGAUCCGGGUGACAAUGAGUCACACACGCGUGAAGCUGUCCCGGGUCGCGGAGGAACAGCAAGGAGGGAAAUAAACACAUACUGUUUCAGGAGAACAAAGUCUUUUUCAGGCUGGCCCGGAACUCACCGAGUUUCUCCUGCCUCGGCCUCCCCAGCGCGCACCACCAUGGCCAGGUUCUAAUUUAACUGAAA